AUAUUCAACAAACAGAUCCCCAUAAUUGUUAUAUCAGCAUUUAUUGGGUUGGCUUUACUUAUCACGUUCGCAUCAUACGCGUCAAUUUGGAUCAAAUUCAAAAAGAGAGUUUUCAAGCCUCGCACGUCAGCCACAGAGAUGAACAAAAAUCUGGUGAAAACGCUAUUCAUAGCUACGGUUUUAUCCCUUAUAUCGUGGCUACCAUUCAAAAUCAUUUUUAUCCUUUUUCAUCUUCUUUCCAAUGUGCAGAUCUCAAACAGCAUAAUAGUUAUAACUCGACUUGUUCAGUACGCAAACUCACUUUUGAACCCCAUCGUCUAUAAUCUUAGAAUGCCCGACUUUCGAAGAGAAAUGAAAAAAAUUCUUUGUGGGUGUGUUGUAAAAGACAUUCCAAAGGGCAACAUUCGGCUGGUGUCCAUGAAAAGUAGUAGCUAACACAAAGGACCUACACAAUCUUUUUUCGAGCAUUAGAUAGAGGGAGCCAAUGUUUAAAAGUGCAGUGGGGGUUGUUAUUGUUAGAUUCUCGUAAAUCAGUCAUCGUCCUAAAGUAAACAAAUAAUACCAUUAAUAAUAAUAAUAAUAAUAGUACCAUAACAGCAUAAUCAAAGAUGGCAUCAGCGCAGUAUGGAGAAAGUGUGGAAAGUUCGAUGAAUCUGUAGAUCACAUGUUUUCUGGCAGUCCAGAACUUCCCAAGACUGAAUACAUUCAAAGGCACGAUAACGCAGCAUUACAUAUACAUUGGAAGGUCUGCCAGAUCUAUAAAAUCACGAGCGCUGACAAAUUGUGCGAAGACAAACCAGAAACUGUUGUAAAAACGAAGAGACAACGAUUCUGUGGAAUAUGCCAAUUCACACUGAUAGAGAAAUAG
Molecule: messenger RNA, 868 nt
Organism: Porites evermanni
Lineage: Eukaryota; Metazoa; Cnidaria; Anthozoa; Scleractinia; Poritidae
Source: the annotation of a GenBank genome assembly